UUAUGGCGUCAAGUGUAAAAAAAUACUAAAUCAAAACAAUAACAUUUCGAUAGGAAAGUAGUUUAAUAAAUAAUGUAAUUUAGAGAAAAACGUAAAAAGGGUACGACAUAAUGGCAGCGGCAUUGGAAUCAACGUCAAUCGACAACUCCUGGGUGGAAUUCUGCGAAAGACAUGCACAAGCGGCGGCGCAGGAUUUUUCCAAGAGCUGUAUGCAAUUCAUCAACAUGAAUCUGCCAGAACACAACAGGUCAACGGUAACGCACAAGGAAUUUUUGAAAAAAUACUUAGAUUGUUUCACAGAGCAAUUCGAAAUGGACUUUAAUAGACGCAGACUGCAUAAUGCAAAAAUAUCAAACGGUGUAAGUUCAAGGAGCGAAGAGGACACCUUCGAAAUCGAAGAGGGGUCCCCUAAACUACAACACAAACCUUUCUUCAGAAGUUUUAAGGUCUUGAAGAAGAGCAAGGACUUAUUCCACAAGCAGCAUUCGGAUGAAGUAGAUCUAGCCCACAACAAGACGAAAUUGGCGAAGAUCGUUGUGGAAUGCCGAAAGGAAGGUAUCGUCAAUUAUUCCACUCCUGAAAGCUUGGAUCAACCGGGUGGCCCCCCUAAAUGGGAGAGGUGUCGUUUACAGCUGGUCAAGGCCACUGGGGGAUAUAUGUUGGAAUUCUAUUCGCCUCCUAAAAAUCAAAAGCCGCGAAGUGGCGUCUUCUGCGCUCUAAUCACCGAGGCGAGAGAGACCACGGCCUUGGAAAUGCCCGAUCACGAGAACACCUUCGUCUUGAAGGUGAGCAACUCUAUAGAGUUCGUCAUAGAAGCUCACGAUACAGACGACAUGAGAUCGUGGCUCGCCACCAUUCGCUACUGCAUGCGGUCCGGCCCAGGGGGAUCCGAUUCGGGUCUGGGUCAAGACCACACCAAGGAUUACCAUACUGAUGCCCCCGACUUGCCCCCGAGACACGUCGCCGGGAGGGGAGGUGACAGACUGUCGAGCAGUUCUAAUUUCGACAUUUGCCCGGCGUCCGGUGAUCCGUUGAGUUCUAUGGAGACGGACAUAGGCCAGACGUUGAAGAAGGAAUUGUGGUUUCACGGUACGUUAGGUAGAUCAGAGGCAGCUCAACAGGUGUUACACGACGGUGCAGCAGGGCACGGCAGAUUUUUGGUUAGGCAGAGCGAAACGAGGACUGGGGAGUUCGUGCUCACCUUCAACUUUCAGGGUCGAGCGAAGCACCUCCGGAUGACAAUAAACGAACAGGGCCAAUGCCGCGUCCAGCACUUCUGGUUCAAGUCCAUCUAUGAGAUGCUGGAGCACUUCCGCUCCCAACCAAUCCCCCUGGAGAGCGGCGGCAGCUCCGACGUGACACUCACCGACUACAUCCUCAACCCCAACGCCCGUCAGCAGCACCAGAGCUCGAUGGGUCGCGGCUCCGGCGGGGCCGCCCUGUCGAGCAGCGCCUCCCAGCAGGCGGUCACCAACGGACACGACAGAAGAGUGCCCCCCAUUCCGGAAGUCAGACAAGUUCAAACGCAUAAUGGUAGUGUUAGAACGCAGGAGACGACUUUAGAACAAAUACAGGCGGAAGCUUCGAGCCGAGCCGUCGAAAAUCAGUAUAGUUUUGUUUAAGCUAAGGUAAAUAUGGUAAUGUUUUUUCAUUUGAAGUUACGCAGAUUCCAGAAUAGGUCCAAGGGUUCGUUUUCAUAGAUUAAGUCAGUUACUGCAGGGAUCGUUCAGUAGAUCAUUUGAUAUCACAGGACAAACUUCGGAAAACACUUUUUUGCUAGAAUUACAUAAUCGUAUCAGUAAAAAUAUAAAAUCCCGAGUUUAAAUCGAUUUAAAAAAUGUGGUAUCCAAUUUUCUACGAUUUCUUGCCAUCUCAGUUCGACUAUUUUGAGUUCAAAUAAAAUAAUUGGAUGUAAUGUAUGAAUUAAGGUAGUAUACUAACCGCUGUACUAAAAAAAUGACUAAUAACACACGAAAUAUUCAAAUAACAUAAACUGGAUUCGAAUAUAACAAUUUCAGUAUAUUACGUAAGCAUUUUAAAUUCUUGAAAUCUGCGACAUUAUUUUUUUGUGUCGAGGAUAAAUAGUGAAACUAAAAACCAAAACAAGCAUUCUUGAAAAGGUACUAAGUGUAGGAAAAAAAAUUGUAAAGCAAUGUUUUCUUUCUAAUUGUUACCUAAAUGUAAAACUUAACACAUCAAAACUGACGUUACUAUUUGUAUUAUACGGUGAAUAAUGUUAAGUAAAGAAAAUCAAAUAUCAGCAGGCAAUAGUGCAUAAUUUUUUAUUGUAUAUUCCAUACAACGCAGUAUUGAGGAGUCGCCGAGUUUUUGUUCAGUUUUGUACUUUUUUUUUUAUCAAAAUUGCAAUUUGUUGAAACAGGGGCGCACAACUAAUCAUUACUUUUAUUUCUCAUAACUUUGUAAUCGAUUGUAUCUGCCAGAACCCUCGA
Messenger RNA from Anoplophora glabripennis (Asian longhorned beetle), 2450 nucleotides. RefSeq names its product SH2B adapter protein 1 (gene Lnk). Gene Ontology annotation, cellular component: plasma membrane. The transcript has 6 exons. Bases 111 to 1622 code for a protein of 503 amino acids. Gene Ontology annotation, molecular function: transmembrane receptor protein tyrosine kinase adaptor activity. Lineage: Eukaryota; Metazoa; Arthropoda; Insecta; Coleoptera; Cerambycidae. Gene Ontology annotation, biological process: intracellular signal transduction. The record is from RefSeq and is a predicted model, not a curated record.